Lachancea thermotolerans CBS 6340 is the source of this 1182-nucleotide messenger RNA. It is a transcript of the gene OLA1, whose product is annotated as Obg-like ATPase. Lineage: Eukaryota; Fungi; Ascomycota; Saccharomycetes; Saccharomycetales; Saccharomycetaceae. Gene Ontology annotation, cellular component: cytoplasm. Gene Ontology annotation, molecular function: GTP binding; ATP binding; ATP hydrolysis activity. The transcript has a single exon. The record is from RefSeq and is a predicted model, not a curated record. The coding region runs from base 1 to 1182 and encodes 393 amino acids.
AUGCCACCAAAGAAGCAGGUAGAAGAGAAAAAGGUCCUUCUAGGCCGUCCAGGUAACAACUUGAAGGCUGGUAUCGUCGGUCUUGCCAACGUCGGUAAGUCGACCUUCUUCCAGGCCAUUACCAGAUGUCCGCUCGGAAACCCCGCCAACUACCCAUUUGCUACAAUUGACCCUGAAGAGGCUCGUGUCAUUGUGCCUUCUCCAAGAUUUGACGCGCUGUGUGACAUCUACAAGCCAGCGUCCAAGGUUCCAGCGCAUCUGACAGUUUACGAUAUCGCCGGUUUGACCAAGGGUGCCUCCGCCGGUGAGGGUCUCGGAAAUGCGUUUUUGUCGCACAUCAGAGCGGUGGACUCCAUCUACCAGGUCGUGCGUUGCUUUGACGACGCCGAGAUUAUCCACAUCGAGGGUGACGUCGACCCAGUACGUGACUUGGACAUCAUCAGCACCGAGCUAAGACUCAAAGAUAUUGAGUUUGCUGAAAAGCACUUGGAGAACGUUCACAAGAUUACCAAGAGAGGAGGUCAGUCCUUGGAAGUCAAGCAGAAGAAGGAGGAAGCUAUUUUGGUCGAGAAGAUCAUCGAGCUGCUAAAAUCUGGCCAGAGAGUUGCUAACCAGAACUGGACCACAAAGGAAGUCGAGGUGAUCAACUCCAUGUUCUUGCUGACCGCUAAGCCUUCCAUCUACUUGAUCAACUUGUCUGAGAGAGACUUCAUCAGAAAGAAGAACAAGCACCUGAUGAGAAUCAAAGAAUGGAUUGACAAGUACUCUACUGGUGACUUGGUCAUCCCAUUCUCCGUGUGCCUGGAAGAAAGACUAUCCCACAUGUCUCCUGAGGAGGCUGAGGAGGAGUUGAAGAACUUGAAGGUCGAGUCAGCUCUGCCAAAGAUCGUCACCACCAUGAGACAAAAGUUGGACUUGAUUUCCUUUUUCACUUCUGGUGCCGACGAGGUCCGCGAAUGGACUAUUAGAAGAGGCACAAAGGCUCCACAAGCAGCUGGUGUCAUCCAUAAUGAUCUGAUGAACACCUUUAUCCUUGCUCAAGUGAUGAAGUACGAAGACGUCGUUGAGUACAAGGAUGAAGUCGCUAUCAAGGCUGCCGGUAAGAUGCAACAGAAGGGUAAGGAAUACGUCGUUGAAGAUGGCGAUGUCAUCUACUUCAGAGCCGGUGCAGGCAAGAACUGA